GCUCUUCCCACUCAUCAUCCAAUCAACCACCCAAUUUCCCCAAAAUACCCUCCCUCCCCCAUCUUAAUUCCACCAUCGCCCUCCUAAUCUCUAAUUAAUUUCCUAAUCUACCCCUAAUUUAGGUCCAUAACCUCAUCUAGAGAGAGAGAGAGAGGCAAUAAUGGCAGCAAUGGCCUCUCUUCACCUCAAAACAUCCCCACAUUCAAUCUCCAAACUACCAAAGCCCUAUUCCCCCGCCGCCGCAGCCGCCGUAGCCCUACCAAUCCGGCGCCUCCGCGGGGCGAGCCGAUCGGCGACCCGGAUUUCGGCAUCCCUAAUCGACCCGGACGGCGGGAGGCUGGUGGAGCUGUUCGUGCCGGAAUGGGAGAAGGGAUCGAAAUUGAAGGCGGCGAAUGAGCUGCCGAGGAUCACGCUAUCGGAAAUCGAUCUGCAAUGGGUGCACGUGCUGAGCGAGGGGUGGGCCAGCCCGCUCAAGGGCUUCAUGCGCGAAGCAGAGUUUCUCCAAACACUUCAUUUCAACGCAAUCCGGCUCGACAACGGCUCGCUCGUCAACAUGUCGGUGCCGAUCGUGCUCGCCAUCGACGACGCCCAGAAGACCCGGGUCGGGUCGUCUGCCAGCGUGGCGCUCGUCGAUGAACGCGACGACGUCGUUGCUGUCUUGAGCAAUAUCGAGAUUUACAAACACAACAAAGAAGAGAGGAUAGCAAGAACUUGGGGCACGACAGCACCCGGUCUGCCCUAUGUCGACGAAGCCAUCACUCAUGCCGGGAACUGGCUUGUCGGUGGGGACCUAGAGGUCAUAAAUCCGGUCAAGUACGAGGAUGGCCUUGACCGCUUCCGUCUCUCUCCUGCUCAGCUGCGCGACGAGUUUGAGAGGCGCAAUGCAGAUGCUGUUUUCGCGUUCCAGCUGAGAAACCCUGUCCACAAUGGCCACGCCCUCUUGAUGACAGACACUCGUCGCAGGCUGCUUGAGAUGGGGUACAAGAACCCGGUGCUCUUGCUCCAUCCCUUGGGAGGCUACACCAAGGCUGAUGACGUGCCACUGAGCUGGCGGAUGAAGCAGCAUGAGAAGGUGCUGGAAGAUGGUGUUCUGGACCCGGAGACGACGGUUGUGUCGAUCUUCCCGUCGCCAAUGCACUAUGCUGGCCCGACAGAGGUGCAGUGGCACGCGAAGGCUAGGAUCAACGCAGGUGCCAACUUCUACAUUGUGGGACGGGAUCCGGCUGGUAUGGGACACCCGCUCGAGAAGAGAGACCUUUAUGAUGCAGAUCACGGGAAGAAGGUGCUGAGCAUGGCGCCCGGCUUGGAGCGCCUCAAUAUCCUUCCUUUCAAGGUAGCUGCUUAUGACAAGACUCAGAACAAAAUGGCAUUCUUUGAUCCAACAAGGGCACAAGAUUUUGUGUUUAUAUCUGGCACAAAGAUGCGUACACUUGCUAAGAACAAAGAAAGCCCGCCGGAUGGAUUCAUGUGCCCCGGUGGGUGGAAGGUUCUGGUGGACUACUACGACAGCCUUUCUCUCUCGGACAAUGGGAGAGUGCCGGAGCCAAUUCCGGCUUAAGUAUCAUCACAUGAUGGGCGUGAUAAAAAGAAAUUUGUGUGGAUUGAAUAAAUGCCAAAUGAGGCAAAACUCUUUGACUCAAAUCUGUGUAACAUAGUGCGAUGAAUGGCAGUUGGUGUGAUAUAUGUGGUUUGCUUUGCUGCAACAAAUAGAUGAUUGAAUUUGGUGUACAUGUAUGCAUACAUACAUUGUCAAAGUAUGAGCUGUUUGCAUUGAUUCAA
Messenger RNA from Salvia hispanica, 1779 nucleotides. RefSeq names its product ATP sulfurylase 1, chloroplastic-like. Lineage: Eukaryota; Viridiplantae; Streptophyta; Magnoliopsida; Lamiales; Lamiaceae. Gene Ontology annotation, biological process: sulfate assimilation. The record is from RefSeq and is a predicted model, not a curated record. Gene Ontology annotation, molecular function: adenylylsulfate kinase activity; sulfate adenylyltransferase (ATP) activity.